Centropristis striata (black sea bass) is the source of this 381-nucleotide messenger RNA. RefSeq lists its product as uncharacterized. NCBI's taxonomy places the organism in Eukaryota, Metazoa, Chordata, Actinopteri, Perciformes, Serranidae. The record is from RefSeq and is a predicted model, not a curated record. The transcript has 3 exons. Bases 1 to 381 code for a protein of 126 amino acids.
AUGAAGACUGCUCUGGCCGUGCUGCUGCUCAUCUCUCUGCUCUGCCACAGCCACGCCCUUAAAUGUCACACAUGCGUGGCGUCCAAUGACGAAGACUGCAACCGCCAGGGCUCCACCUCCUGCCCUCAGUACGCUGAUGCCUGCUCCACCAUCACAGGAACCAACACCGUGAUGAAGUCGUGCACGUACAAAGCUUUCUGUGACAAGGCUCACGGCGCCGGCUCCGGAGCCAAGAUAGAAUGCUGUUUCAACGACGACUGUAACGGGCCCCACCGGAGCCACAGUCACGGUUAUCACCGCAACAGCGCCGGGGCUCUGGGCUCAAGCCCUGUCCUGCUGAUCACGGCCCUGCUGCUGCGUGUGGCCGUCAGUCAGCUGUAA